AGGAAUGUGCAUGCAGAUGAGGUGGAUGCUAAUCUCAUGCUAAUGAGCGGCGCCCGCCCGGGGCUCAGCCGGGCUCCCCGCGCCCGGGCGGGCUGAGAACCGGCCCCGAGCAGGGCUUCCCCGCUCCCGGACCCUUCCUCAGGCUCGGCUGGGCCUUCUCCCUCUUCCUUUCUGUCCCUAUGGAGCAGCCGCCGCCCGGCCAUGCCUAGGAAAGCGGGCAGUGGGCAGCUCCCCUUACCCGAUGGCUGGGAGGAGGCGAGGGAUUACGACGGCAAAGUCUUCUAUGUCGACCACAACGCCAAGCAGACCAGCUGGAUCGACCCCCGGGACAGGUUAACGAAGCCAUUGUCAUUCGCGGAUUGUGUUGGGGAUGAACUCCCAUGGGGUUGGGAAGCUGCAUAUGAUCCUCAGAUUGGUGUGUACUAUAUUGAUCACAUCAACCAAACAACACAAAUAGAAGAUCCCAGGAAACAAUGGAGGCAAGAACAAGAGAGAAUGUUAAAAGAUUAUCUUAUGGUAGCCCAGGAUGCUCUCAGUACUCAGAAAGAACUGUACCAGGUGAAAGAACAGAGACUAGCACUUGCACUGGAUGAGUAUAUACGAUUGAAUGAUGCCUACAAAGAAAAAUCAAGCUCUCGUACAAGCUUAUUCUCAGGCUCCUCAUCAAGCACUAAGUAUGACCCUGACAUUCUGAAGGCUGAAAUCUCCACUACAAGAUUAAGGGUUAAGAAGCUGAAGAGGGAACUCUCUCAGAUGAAGCAAGAACUACUGUACAAGGAACAGGGCUUUGAAACACUGCAACAAAUUGACCGAAAAAUGUCUGGAGGCCAUAGCGGGUAUGAACUGUGUGAAGCCAAAGCCAUCCUGAGUGAACUAAAGUCCAUCAGAAAGGCAAUAAGUUCAGGGGAGAGAGAAAAACAAGAUUUAAUGAAGAGUCUUGCAAAGCUGAGAGAGAAAUUCAAUCUUGACCAGACCAUUGGGACAUCUGAAGCAGACUUGAUUUCCAGCUCUGUAAACUCCCGGCUGUGUUUUUCUAGACAAACUCUGGAUACAGGGUCUCAGACUGACAUUUCUGGUGAGGUUGGAGCAAGAAGUAGAUCAAAUUUAGCAGAGAGGGUCAGACUAAGUCUUCAAUAUGAAGAAGCUAAAAGAAGCAUGGCUAACCUGAAGAUUGAACUCUCCAAGCUAGAUAGUGAAGCCUGGCCUGGGGCACUGGAUGUGGAAAAAGAAAAACUGAUUUUAAUUAAUGAAAAAGAAGAGCUUUUAAAGGAACUCCAGUUUAUUACACCACGCAAACGUACUCAAGAUGAGCUAGAGCAGCUAGAAGCAGAAAGGAAGAGACUUGAAGAAGAGCUGCUGUCUGUAAAAAGCACACCCAGUGAAGCCCUUGCUGAAAGAUUGAAAUUGGAGGAGAGAAGAAAAGAGUUGGUACAGAAACUUGAAGAAACUACGAAGUUAACUACUUAUUUGCAUUCACAACUUAGGAGUCUCUCAGCUAGUACGUUAUCUGUGUCUUCAGGGAGCAGUUUGGGAUCUCUGGCAUCCAGCCGGGGAUCUCUGAACACAUCAAGCAGAGGGUCACUAAACUCGCUCAGCUCCACGGAUCUCUACUAUAACCAAGGCGAUCAAAUAACAGAUUUGGACUAUCAGUAUAAACUUGACUUCAUAUUACAAGAAAAAAGUGGUUACAUUCCUUCGGGGCCUAUCACUACUAUUCAUGAAAAUGAAGUGGUCGGUUCCCAUGGGAGACUGGGUUACAGUGACUCUCCUUCAGCUGCAGACCAUCCCAAACUGACUGAACCUCCCAAAUCAGUGGCAUCACUGUCUUCCAGAUCCUCACUGUCCUCCUUGUCCCCGCCAGGUUCCCCUUUGGUUCUAGAAGCUCAAAACUCCCCUCUGCAUCACCUCACUACAGACUUUGAAGACUGUGACCUUUCCGGUGAUUUUGCAGGCAUUAGUCUCUGUGAGAACCAAAUAUUACUGGACUCUGAAGCCAGAGCAGGAUCUCAGAAUUCUACAGAUGAUAAAGAAAUUAAUGAAGGCAUUAGGCAGCCUCUGCCUUCUCUACGUGCAGGAAGAUCAGGUGUUGACUUACCAAGAAGAACAGCUAAUCACUUGCUUGAGGAGAAAACAGCUUGUGUAUCUGCUGCUGUGUCUGAUGAGUCUGUAGCUGGAGACAGUGGCGUAUAUGAAGCUUCCGUGAAACAACCAAAUGAAACUGAGGACAUUGUAUAUAGCGAAGAUGAUGCAACAACUCUAGAGGCUGCCCAGCUGCAAAUAGGACUCAGAUACGACCACAGCAAUUCAAGUUUUGUGAUAAUCAUAGUGCAUCUCAGAAAUCUUCCAACAUUUUCUGUCCCACUUGGCUCUAAAGUGUAUGUUAGAGUAGCGAUGCUUCCAUCAUCAACUGACAUCAGCUGUCUGUUCCGCACAAAAGUUCAUCCUGCCAUGGAAACCAUUUUAUUCAAUGAGAUAUUCAGAGUAGCCAUCUCCCAAGUAACGCUGCUACAGAAGACACUGAGAGUAGAUGUUUGUGCUGUCAGUAGAAGUCGUCGGGAGGAAUGCUUGGCUGGAACUCAAAUCAGCCUGGCAGAUUUAUCAUUUUCUGAUCAGACUUGUACUCUGUGGUACAACCUAUUGCCUUGCAAGCAAAUUCUGAGCAAAAAAAACAAGGAACAAAAUGAAGAAUCCAUGUUUCUUUUAAGCAAGCAGUCAUCGGACUCAUUGGACUUGGAUGCUGUGUCAGCUCUGCUGGAGAGGACGUCUGCUGAGCUGGAAGCAGUAGAACAAGAGCUGGCUGAAGAUGAGGAGGAGGAAGAGGAACAGGAGCAAAGGGGCUCUGAGGAAGACUGGUUAGAAAUGCUCACAGAAGCCUCCGAUGAAAUUGGGGAUGAAGGGGAAGAAGGCAUGAAGCUGGCAGUAGAAGACAGCUGUACUGAUGACAUGGGGUUACUCAUUGACGCACCAGAAACAAAUGAAGACAAGAACAGAGAGAACAGUGAUGAGGCCCAUGAAAGCCAGCGAGCUGCUGUAACACUAACACUGGUUGAUAAGGAGACUAACACUGAGGAAUCGGUUAAUGAGAACGCAACAGUCCGACCCAAGGACAGAGCCAGCUGGAGCUCAAGACAGGGUCCUUUUGUCAGGAACAGCAUGAUAGUGCGCUCACAAACCUUCUCUCCAGGCGAGCGGAACCAAUACAUCUGUAGGUUGAAUCGAAGUGACAGUGACAGCUCAACACUAGCCAAAAAGUCUCUCUUUGUGAGAAAUGCCACAGAACGACGGAGCCUUAGAGUUAAACGGCCUGUUUGCCAACCAAUCAUGAGAAGAGCUACGCAAGAGUGCCCCAUACGCACUUCCCUUGACUUGGAGCUGGACCUCCAGGCAUCACGCACAAGACAGACUCGUCUGAAUGAUGAGCUUCAGGCCUUGCGGGAUCUCAAACAAAAGCUUGAGGAAAUGAAAGGCAGAGGAGAGACAGACCUUCCCUUGUGUGUGCUAGAGGACGAACGAUUCCAGAAACUCUUGAAACAAGCUGAAAAACAGUCAAAAGAAGAACAGAAACGAGGUUUAAGCGCUGAGAAGCUGAUGAGGAAGGCUUCUAAGGAUGUAUGUCGGUUACGGGAGCAGAGCCAGAAAGUGCCACUGCAGGUGCAGUCAUUCAGGGAGAAGAUAGCAUACUUCACAAGAGCAAAGAUCAGUAUACCAGCCCUUCCAGCUGAUGAUGUAUAGUUGUGCAUUUUCAUUGAAGUGUUUUUCCACUUGCUCAUCUCUUUGCAGAUGAACUUUGUAGUUCCAGUGACCUGCUUGUAAAGAUCUUCUAUCUUACAUUCACUAUCCAUAUGUUUAUUUGUAAAAUAUAGUGAAUUGAAUUGUAUGCUUAAAAAACGGCAGAACCCACCAACAACCGGAAAACCAAAGUAGAUUAAUUUUGGUAUGCUGAUGCUGAUUUUGUACAGUUUGUAUGUAUUGCAUGUUUUUGUUUUGUAAAGAUGGAACAAAGGAACCAAGGCAGUACUAAGCAUGUAUCCUGUUGAACCGCACUGUAUGGAGAAAUAUUACGUUCAACAGAAUAUUGUUUCUCUUUUCACUAUUUUCGUGUGAGCAGACUGUGAAGAUGGCUGUGUUGCCAUGCAAUAUUUUUGUACGAGUGUUGACUUCUAUAGUAAGCUUCUUUCCAAAAGAUCAAGGCUGCCUCACAACAGCUGCUUAUUAGAUUCAUCACCUUGUUUUUGAAAACAAGUGUCUUCUGCUUUGAUUUUAAUACUUUGUAGGAAGAGACAGAGUUCAGAGUUUAGUUUUGUGAAUGUACAGUACUUUAACCUGCACUAAAAGGUUUCUUGCAUCUGCGGGAGUGAGAAAGGCAAGGCAGACAGGUAACCCUAAAAACUUGUAAUUAUGAGACUACCAAAAGGGGCAGCUGCUUUCUGAACUGGAAACCAAAUCAAAUUCAUAAUACUGACGUUUAAAUCGGAGUAGUUAUAUCCACUGUACAUGUAAAAAUGAGAGUGUCUUUUUGUUAACCUUUUGUCCGAGUGGCUGUCCUAGGAAGACAUAAAAGCGUGUGUUAGGCUUACAAAUACGAAGAUGUUUUCAUUAAAGUAUUUGUACCAGGAGAAAAACGUCACGUGCUAACUCUGAUAUCAGAAGUCUUCUUGGUAAGGUAAACCCUUCUGAAAAAAGAGAAGUUCCUGACUAGAAGUCUUCGCACAUUGCAGUACAAUAAGCAACACUUCUAAAAACACACAAUCGACCCCAUACACAGUUGAGAGUGUACAGUUUUAAUAGAUGGACGUGAACAAUGUGCUUCAGAUUUGUCAUGCAUGACGCAGUCUGCUAGGAAGAAGCAUCAACUUGGAUUCAUUCCGUAAGAAGUCCAGAACAUUAAAUGUAGGUGUCUUGGUAAAGCAGUUAGGGUCUUGUUUUCUGUGAGUUCUGUGUAAGUAGGUGGACGGUGCAACCAACAGAAUUAUCUCAUUUUCUACUUAAUAUGUUGCACUCGGAUGUAUUUAAAUUCACUGGCUAAAGUUCUCUUCCUCAAAUAACAAGCCACAUAUGUGUGGACUUCAUCUUUUAAAAAAGGCUAUAAAUUACUUGGUGAGAAAAUGGUAGUAAACAUAACCACGACACAGUAGCAGCUGCCUCAAAUUCAAAGUGACAAUUCUGCGAUGAGAGGUCUGUGUAACACCCAAGGGUUUUCUUAUGCACAAAUACAUCAGUUCACUUAAAUGUAUAGCCAGACGUGCUAUUUUGGGCGAGAUGACUGAUUGAACAUCCUUUCUGAAUGCCCCAUUUGGUCUUUGUUUCUUGGGUUUGAGAUAACAUUCAUGUUUGAAAGGUCAAUUUUUCAAAAAACCAAAUCUGGAAUUAUUUAAUGUAGAGGUGAAAUGAAGGUUGACAGCUUCAACUUCUCCAUUUUAUUAUAUAAGUUGUUUGUAGAGUGAUGUUUAGAGGUGUACUUUAUGAUUUUUCUUUUAUUUAUUUACAGUCUUAUUUAUGUUCUGUUUAAUAUAGUUCAGUUCUGGCCAUAACAAUGUUUGGCAUUAAGGAUGCUAUUGUGAAAAAUAUUUAGAGCUCUCUAAAUUCUUGUCAGAUUAGCUGUUCAAGGAAAGUAUUAUUGUCCAAUUUGUAAGCAUGAGGUGAGGUCAAAAUUACGGGAUUGCUGUCUUUAGCUUGCAAAACUCAUUUAAAAAUGAGAGACUUAAACAUAUUCAUGCUCCCCAUUUUCCAAAUUGGUAAAGUUGAACAUAUUGUUAGGCAGCUUUUAACAAUUCUGAGUUUGGAGUUUUGGGGUUGUUUUGUUUUGUUUUUUCAACUAAUUCACAUUACUCACACUUUAAACACUCAAUAGAAUAAGCUAAAAUAAUACAUAUAAAUAAACCCCCAUCAGUAUAAAAUUAUAAAUAUCACUCUCAAAAUGGAAUUUACGCUGCUCAGCAGGGUAUAACAAAUGUUAAUUAGUUCUGUUUCCAGGUACCAAUGUCACAGAAGUUGCAUAUAUCAAAAUCUAAAUAUUGCUGGUACAAGACUUUAGCCAAAUGAGCAAAGUUUAGCAGAAAUUGUAAUAGGACACAAAUCAAAUAAUUUUAAGAUUAUUUUUUUUUUUUACUAUUGCUAUGUUUAUACUGUAUUAAAUAUCAAAUGCUCAGGACUGAACUAAAUAUUUAAUCAGGUUAUAUUCUGAAUGUGUUUCUGUUCUAAUUUUGUCUGUAAGAGUAUGCAAAUACAUCACAUAGAUUAACUUGUCUCUGCACUUUCCAUGUGUUUCAGUGAUUGGAAAAU
This is a messenger RNA of Cuculus canorus (common cuckoo), 6282 nucleotides long. It is a transcript of the gene WWC2, whose product is annotated as WW and C2 domain containing 2. The record is from RefSeq and is a predicted model, not a curated record. Gene Ontology annotation, biological process: negative regulation of organ growth; regulation of DNA-templated transcription; regulation of hippo signaling. Gene Ontology annotation, cellular component: cytoplasm. The coding region runs from base 202 to 3732 and encodes 1176 amino acids. The transcript has 23 exons. Gene Ontology annotation, molecular function: molecular adaptor activity; kinase binding. Lineage: Eukaryota; Metazoa; Chordata; Aves; Cuculiformes; Cuculidae.